AUGGAGUCAGCCAACGAAAGCAGAGAUCCAAUAGAGCCUGUUGAAAAGUGCAAACCGGAAUUUAGAACGAUGUGGAAUAUUGUUGAGUGGUUAAAUAUACCCGCAACACUGCAAUCACCGUGUAAUUGUUGCCGUGAAAAUAAGAACACCCCACACAGAUAUAAAUUGAUGAGCAGUGAUACGAAACAGCGAGAUCAAAUUCGUGUUGUUCGUGAUUUCGAAUGGAGUGCUAAGUUGGUCGGUGACUGUGAUAAAUCACUGGAAUAUCUUCAACCGUUGGUGCAACUGAAUUUGAAUUUUAUGAAUGACAAUUCCAUAAAACAAUUCGAAUUCACACCCGAAGAGGUCAAUUUCGUUGUUAAUUUUCCUUUCGGAGAAAAAAUUGAAAGCCGAGAAAAAAUGAGUUAUCUCGUUUCAUCACUGAACUGUCUGAAACCAUAUCGUCAGAGUCACAAAGCGCAUCAUGAGCGGAUUGAUUUACCCGAAACUUCCUUCUGGGUAUGUCUUUAUAUAGCAAAGUCGGCAGUUGUGAUAUUGGUGUCGGGAAGUGCUUUAUAUACGACCAUCGAGCUUUUGGUCGGAGGCGAAAAAUUCUAUAGAAAUCAGUUAGCAAAAUACAAUCUUUUGCCGAAACUCGGUUACAAUCGUAUUGAAUAUCCCGAAUUGGAAUGUAGCGUUUUCGAUAAGAAAUUCAAAAAUCCAAUCGGAUUGGCCGCUGGUUUUGAUAAGGAUGGCGAAGCAAUAGAUGGUUUACGUAAAAGUGGUUUUGGUUUUAUUGAAAUUGGUACGGUGACACCAUUGCCUCAAGAGGGGAAUCCAAAACCGCGUCUGUUUAGACUCACUGAAGAUGAGGGAUUAAUAAAUCGUUUCGGAUUUAAUAGCGCUGGUGUAGGUACGGUUUACAAUCGAGUCAGGAAGGCGUUCAUUCCGAAUUCGGAUGUACCUCUCGGCGUGAACAUCGGCAAAAAUAAGAAAACGGACGAUGUACGUAGUGACUACGAUAUCGGUGUGAAUUAUUUUGGUGCAUGUAGCGAUUAUUUGGUUAUCAAUGUCAGCUCACCGAAUACACCUGGCUUGCGCUCACUGCAACACAAAUCUGAUUUACAGACGCUGAUGACUUCUAUAGCAUCGGAAGCAAAUCGUAUCACUCCUAAGAAGCCAACAAUUCUUUUGAAAAUAUCGCCGGAUCUUAGUGAAUCCGAGAAAAAAGAUAUUGCUAAGAUAGCAAUGGACAAACGUUAUGGUAUCGAUGGCUUAAUUGUAACGAAUACAACAAUAUCGAGAGAAUCGGAGAGUGUGCAAUUAAAGAGUGAUUUGAAAGAUGAAAUUGGUGGUUUGAGUGGUAAACCUUUGAUGAAGUUGAGUACGGAGUGUGUUCGAGAUAUGUACAGGUCAGGCGUAUCGUCUGGUGCAGACGCGUAUGCAAAGAUACGAGCAGGUGCGAGUUUGGUUCAGCUUUAUUCUGCUCUGGUUUAUCAAGGAUUCCCCGUGAUCGGGAGAGUAAAACGCGAGCUAGUUGAGAUGUUACGAUCAGAUGGUUAUUCGAAUAUAUCGCAGGCAGUUGGUGCCGAUCAUCGCAAAUGA
Anisakis simplex (herring worm) is the source of this 1584-nucleotide messenger RNA. The record is from the annotation of a GenBank genome assembly. Lineage: Eukaryota; Metazoa; Nematoda; Chromadorea; Rhabditida; Anisakidae.